AUGUCCACGCUGCCUCACCAUCAACAGUCAACCAUACCCAUUACCACAACACCUGUCGGAACCGCACCUCGGAAACAACUUGCAGCUGCUGCCGCUGCCGGUGCAGCUAUGGGCGCAGCAAAGUCCGGACGACCCAAGGGUCCAUACAAAAAGGCAGGUGGAGCAGGCGGUGGCGGUGGCGGACCCAGCAAACGAGGAGGCCGAGGAGGUGGUCGAGGAGGCAGAGCAGGCUCAUCCUUCGGUCCCGACGACGAUGAUGACAAGGGCGGCAAGGAUUCUGACGACGACAACGAGGACGAGCCCGAGGUCAGCAUUGAGGAACAGUUUAUUCUGCGCUUGCCCCCAGGGGAGAUGUUGGAUCGGUUCCGUGAAAAGGUCAUUGCACGCGAGGUUGAUGAAUCUGUGAAGCUCAAGUUUACAGAUGCGCGGCGGGGAACAUUCACAUUCGAGGGAAUCGAUUUUCCGACAAAGCUGGUUGAUCUUCCUACAAUAAUUGAGGCACAAAAGACGCUGAACGGGAAGCAGAUGUACAAGAUCGCGGAUAUCUCGCAGAUGCUGAUCGUGGAUGAAGCCCCAGCAGAAAAGGUUAUCAAAACGGAACCCGGAGCAGGAUCACGCAACCCAGCCUCAGAUGUCAUGCCAGCUCCAACAUUACUACCUCUGAAACCAAGCGAGUACAUCUGGCCAGAUGGUCUAACGAAUCCACUAAAGAAUGUUCGCAAGCGUCGUUUCAGGAAACGCGUGUCAAAAGUGGCCGUGGAGGGUGUAGAAGCCGAGAUUGAACGUUUACUCCAGGAAGACGCGCAAGCAGAAGAAGUGAUAUAUGAGAUGCGGGAACAGAUCGAUGGCAUGGACCGAUAUGACUCGGAAGAUGGCGCAACACCAGCUCCUGAAGGUGCCCAAAGUGAUUUGGAUAUGGAUGAUAAUGACGGUGAGAUGAUGGAUAUGGACGAGGAAGAAGAGGACGACGAAGACGAGGAGGAUGACGAGUACGAAAAGGACCUGUUGGCAGAGCUCGAGCGAGAAAUUGGUGGCGGAGAGAAUGCCACAGAUGAGGAAGGCGGAACACCACAGCCACAAGAGCGCAAACCAGCCUCACAACCUUCAGGACUUUCUGGAAGCCACAUCAGUCAUGCAGCUCCUCCACAGAACAGUGUGCACAAAUUUGGCGCACCAGGGGCAGGAAACAUUGGUGGCGCAGGUGGAUUGUCCGGGCUGGGAGAAAUCAGAAGUGCCAGCGGCAACCAUACAUCUACCACAGGGUUACCGUCUAAAUCAUUUGCGGGAUCCAUUGGAGUCUCCUCGGGCACCGCCAAUCAAAGUGACAAGGGCAAGGCCAAAGCUCAGGACGAGGAUGACGAAGAUGACGACGAUGAUGACGAUGAAGAGGAAGAGGAGGAAGAGGAAGAAGACGAUGACGAUGAUGAAGACAGUGGAUCAGACGAAGAUGAUGAAGACGACGACGAAGACGACAAGGAGAAGGCACAGGUGGAGAAGUUGCUGAAGGACGAGAUCAAAGAGCUGGACGGCAAGAUUCAAGAGAACGAGGAGAAACUCCAGUCGGCACCCAACGAGAUUUUGAAGAAACGCUUCAACCUUAUUGUGGAGCAGCUUCGCAAGGAGCUUGAGCUCAAGAAGUCGCAGCUUGAAGAAGCCCGUGGCAAGCCCAAAGGCAAAUAA
This is a messenger RNA of Linnemannia hyalina, 1680 nucleotides long. NCBI's taxonomy places the organism in Eukaryota, Fungi, Mortierellomycota, Mortierellomycetes, Mortierellales, Mortierellaceae. The record is from the annotation of a GenBank genome assembly.